AGACGCCGCCAAGCUUGUGCGGGGGAGAAGGAGCCGGGCAGAGCGCGGCGGGAUCGGGCCGGAGCAGCCGCGCAGCGAUCGCGGCGCCACGGAGCGGGACUCGCGGCCUGUCCCUGCCGGGCCGAGCUGCGGGGCUCCUCGCCAGGCGGCGGCGUGUGGAGCGGAACCGCGGCCGGGUGUUGGUUUUAAAGAUUCUGUGAAGAUGAAAAGGGACAUCUUAUGGUUUUACAGAAUAUAGAGCGAGACCUUCUGACAUGACGGCAAAAAAUGUUGGUGUGACUCCCACAAAUGGAGACUUGAAAGGAUUUAUAGAUCAGAACCAGAGUCCAACAAAAGGUAAUAUUUCAGUAAUCACACUACCAGUUUCCAGUACCAACUCCCCAACAAAGAUAUUGCCAAAAACCUUAGGACCAAUCAAUGUGAAUGUUGGACCCCAAAUGAUAAUAAGCACAUCACAAAGACUGAGCAGUUCAGGGGGUGUUCUGAUUGGGAGUCCAUAUAACGCAGCUCCAGCAAUGGUGACGCAGACACACAUAACAGAAGCUACUGGCUGGAUUCCAGGGGAAAGAAAACGAACUCGAGAAUUUAUAGAAUCGGAUUUUUCAGAAAGUAAAAGAAGCAAAAAAGGAGACAAAAACGGGAAAGGUCUGAGGCAUUUCUCCAUGAAAGUAUGUGAAAAAGUUCAGCGCAAAGGAACAACUUCAUACAACGAAGUUGCUGAUGAGCUGGUAUCAGAAUUCACAAAUUCCAACAGCCACUUGGCUGCGGAUUCGCAGGCUUACGAUCAGAAAAAUAUUAGACGGAGAGUUUAUGAUGCCCUUAAUGUGCUGAUGGCAAUGAACAUAAUUUCAAAGGAGAAAAAGGAGAUCAGAUGGAUCGGCCUUCCUACAAACUCAGCUCAGGAAUGUCAGAAUCUAGAGAUAGAAAAACAGAAGCGGAUUGAACGGAUAAAAGAAAAGCGAGCCCAGCUACAAGAACUGCUGCUGCAGCAAAUAGCAUUCAAAAACUUGGUACAAAGAAAUCGGCAAAAUGAACAACAAAAUCAAGGCCCCCCAGCCUCCAACUCCACAAUACAGCUGCCUUUCUUAAUUGUCAACACUAGCAAGAGAACCGUUAUUGACUGCAGCAUAUCCAGCGACAAGUUUGAAUACCUCUUCAAUUUCGAUAACACUUUUGAGAUUCAUGAUGACAGUGAGGUGCUGAAGAGAAUGGGAAUGUCCUUUGGGCUGGAGGAAGGCAAAUGCUCAGCUGAAGACCUAAGAACUGCAAAAUCUCUGGUGCCAAAAGCUUUAGAAGGUUACAUCACAGACAUGUCUAUGGGAUUGUCAUGGAUGAACCAAGGAUUACUUCCAAAUUCAGCACAAGCAGUUUCACAUUCAGAGAUAGCAGGAGGCACUUCUGAUUCAAAAUCAAGUGAGAAUCCAGGGCUGUGUUUGGAUACUGAAGUGGCUUUAGCAACUGGGCAGUUUCUUGCCCCUAGCAGUCAGCAGUCCAGUAGUGCAACAUCACGCUACUCUGAGUCACGGGGAGAAACUCCAUGUUCAUUCAAUGAUGAAGAAGAAGAGGAUGAAGAUGAAGAUGAUCCUUCCUCCCCAGAGUAAAGACAGUAAAAAAUGGAUACGUAAAAUGCUGCUCAUAUAUGUUCUUAAUGGGAGUUCAUGUUUGGAUUUUACUUAGGUUUCUUGCCUUGGCUUGCACUGUGUUCAGUGAAGCAAAAUGGAAGCUUCAAAACAAAUUAAUCCAAAGUUGAAAUUGGAAACUUUUUAUAACUGAACAGAGUAACAUGCAGACACAGAACAAAGUGGUAUUUUUUAUCAACUACAACCAAGGAAAAGAACAAAGUCCCCGGAGAUUCGGCACAGUAAACAGCAAAGUUUGUGUUUUCCAUUUUGGGAUAUUGUGUCUCAAGUCUCUGCCUUCAUCAAAUCUUUACCAGAUGGGGAAGAAAAAGCCACUUCUUGUGUUGUCUUUUGGAUGUUCUACCUUUUAAAAAAAAUUAAAAAUGGAGCACGUGAAUGUGCAGAAAUACUGUUGUAGGGAAAAGGAGCUGUUACAGUAUUUGCUUUUUUUCUGUUCAACUUGUUGUAUUGAAGGUUCUUAAAGUAAUAUAAAUUGCAGGUUAUUAAAUCAAUCUUGGAUUAGCUUAAAUCCAUUUUAGAUACUCUGAAAGUAGCUUGUCUCUUUUGAAAGGUUCAUACGUUUGUUUAUACAAGUGAUACACUUAUGACAAGUGAUUAUUAGCCAUUAUUAAGCAGUCAGAUAGAAACGAUAUUCUCUGCACCAGCUUUUUCAAGAAGAGAAAAGUGGAAACAAUAAUUGAUGGAUUACAGCCUAUCCCUAUAGCUUCUGUUUUACUGUUCAAAUGUUAUAAUCCAUCUGACUUUAUAGCAUGUAUAUGAAAAGAAAGCAAAAAAAAAAAAAAAAAAAGACAAAAAGAAAGAGGCCUCUACAUAUCAGGGAUCUCAGGCAGCAGGAUUUCAAGUCAGGUAAUGGAAAGUUCAGAUUUUCAGGAAAAAAUAAAUUCUGACAAUAUGCAAUUUUCUGGUUUGCAUUCUAGUCAUGGAUUACGAUAGAGUAAUUUGCUUUCAAUUAACUUCUGCUGCACACACCUCAGUGCGCCUUUGAGAAGCAUUAGGAUAGAACAGGUUAAAAUAAUUUGGCUGAAGUUACACAACAUGAAUUCCCUUUGGACUGUUGAAUUAUACUUAAAACAGGAGGCUCCACCUUCUGUGUUUAACAUGCAUCCACUCACAAAGACCUUUGUAAAACUCCUUGUAUAACAGCAAAACACUGUAGAUGUACAGUUCUCACUGGUGUUCCGACACCCAAUAUUUUAACUAGCCCCAAAGUUAACUAUUUCUUUUUAGUCUCAUACUGUAUGUCAGUAGUUCUAAGCACCAGGAUAGUACCCGUCAGCUCUCCGUGGCAUUGUCUCUGUUCUUUAAAGAUUAGGCAGCUUAGAAUGCUGUAUUUGCUUGAGCAGCGGCAGCACGUUGCAGCCACUGAGUGCUGCAGCCGUUAUUCAUGCACAGCAUGGGCUGUGUCCACCUCAGCUUUUACAAAGCCACACACAAGCCAACGUGACUCCAAAGAACUCAGCCCGAGAUAGGAAGGUGAACCAGCACAUCAGCUACAAAGAUGGCUGUUGUACAGCUGUUAGCACAUGACUAGCGACAUACAGAACAGGUAAAACUGCAAGGAGCACACAAAUACGCACAUAUGUUCAUGCUGAAAAUCAUCCACAUCAAAACUUUUUGUAUUUAACGUUAGGACACCACUAUUACUAAGACAUACAGCCCUUCUUUGGGAAGGCAGAGCAAUCUGGCUCAUACAAACUAUAUGCAAAUGCAUAAAUGGAAAUAAAAACCAUAAGCCUGCCCUGUUAUUCAUCCUGCAGACAAGACUGUUACACUGCCCUAUGCACAUGGAUCACAGGCAACAGCAGGCUGAGAUUUACACCACCUCACUGCAACCAAAUCUGUAACGCUACCUCUAUAUGAAGAAAAGCUUUACAAAGAGAAAAUGGUAUUCUCACAGAGAGACAACAUUCUUGACUAAAAUGUGAGAUAAGACAACAAGGUGCCUGAUGCUCUGGACAUACCAUUAACUGCGUGAAUGGCGUUUCAUUUGAACAGGCAGUUGCCCUUAUUCUUAAAAAUAUCUUGUCCUGUCAUCUUUCAUUGGAAAGGGCAGCUGGAAGAUCCCUGAUGUACAGGACACCCUGAGGCACUGUAAGAGGGGAGAGCAUUUUCUCAAGUACUUAUUCCUCACUCCUCAGUACGUUAUAGGUGAAUCUACCUUCACAUUUCCCACUCAAAAUCUGCAUAAAAAGUCAAAACAGCAAAACAUUCAACAACUUCUGAAGAGCUCGAGGCACUUUGAACUAUAAGAUGUUGGCCAAAAAAAAAAAAAAAAGAAAGAAAGAAAGAAAAAGAAAAGAAAAGAAAGGAGAAGCUUCUUGCCCAGAAAAGGAGUGUUAUGUGUAUUUUAUUAGUAGUCAGAGUGCUCUGUGGGAGGAAGAUGUUCAGUGAUACCUUGCUCCCACUGAUGUCUGUCUCCAUCAGCACAGCAGCCUGCACAGCUGUUUGCUCUCCAGCCAACUCAAAGCUAUCAACUUCUUUUUCCUACUUUCUAAUUUAAAAGCACGUAACGUAGGCAGGUAACAGAGACUUCCUAAGUUAUUUUUCUGAAUUAGUGGAGUAAAGGACAAAACAAGUUAGAACACUUAGAAGAAACUUCAAAAGGAAAUUAUUUCCUUAGGAUUCUUAGUGCCAAGUUACAGCUGAGGAUGGAGUUCAACUCCAGCACCAUGUUCCUGUGGUUACACCAGAGCCUGGGAACCAGGAGAGCUCUGGGCCUUAUCCAACCGUAGUCACUCUGUACAGUCUCAGGCACGCCUUUCAGGCUUUUUUGUUGAGCUUAAUUGACCUUAAUAAAUACAAUAAAGUAGGUGAAUGCAGGACGGGGCCUCACUGAAUACAGAGGAUGUUGCAUCUGUCUUAAGCUCCGAGUAAUUAAUGAACAACAAAGGGAUUAAGAAUAUUAACCAACCCCACUGCUCCCACUAAACUGGCGGCAGUAGCGCUCAGCUGCUUUAACACAGCAGCUUCCUGCCCUGUGCCAGCAGCCGGGAUUUUCGGCAGUAAAUGCUCAGCAGCAGGACAGGCUCCAUUUUCUAGUCAAGUACCACAACACUCUGCUGGCUUGUGCUGAGCAUUCACUGAUGUGAAACAGGGUGCAGCCAGAACCAGAAGGUGACUCAUACAAGGCAGAAUUAGUAUUUGAUUCUUCAUACAAAUUCUAAUUGACAUUUUUCUGUCCCUUAAAUGCUAUUUCUGAAUGCUCUAUUCAGCAGUGCAAUGCUGUGUAAAAACCUUUACACAUUGCAGUAAAACAACAUUAAAUUUGACUUAAAGACAUCACAAACUAGAUGAAAAAAACAUGAACAGGAGACAGUGUACCUUAUAGCAGGAGACAGUGUACCUUAUAGCAUUUGAAACUCUGAUAAAUCAAAGUCUGUGGAUUUGAGUUUUAAGUUACAUCGCUGCAUGUGAAUGUUCUUAAGCUGAUGGCAAUAAUCCACCUAAUCUAAGAAGGCGCGUAUGUAAAGGUUAGAGCAAACAACGCCCGUUGAGCUGCAGUGAUAUUUUAUCUAUGUAAACUGCCAUGCACCACAGCUCAGAUAUUUCCCUUCUGGCUGUAGCUGGAAGUUGCUGAGUACACAACAUGCCAACACAAGGACUCGUGCUGAACGACCAAGUCAGCCCGGUGCAGUGUGAGUUACAUGGGCCGAACAGCCCAGCGUGUUUUAGAAACAAAUAAGUUUAUACAUAAUGUUAUGUGUGAAUUCAGAACUCAGCAGUUGAGGUUAUAGAUGCCAAGUGCUCUUUCUACUGACUAUCCCAGUGCUUUAAAUGAAGAGCGUGGCUGAAACUUGAUCACAUUUGCCACCAAGCACUGGGCAGUUCUCGUUUGUCUAAUUAGCUGCCUCUUUCCAUCUGUAAAUUAUCCAGGCACUUUAUAGAGAAGGCUUUCCUUGUAAUGAGUUAAAGACACACAGGCUUUGGAUUCAUUUAAAAACAAAGCUUGAGUGUUUAGUAAACAAGCCAGUUCUCUUGACUGACCCACAUAAUUUACAUUUUCAUUAACCCAGUUUUCAUUGCAAGAACAUCUCUGUUUCAGGAGCAUAUUUUAAAUGACCAAAAAUAAUGAAGCUGGGAAGAGACUGUGACUUUUUUCUAUAUUCUAAGAAUCCUUGCCAUGGCCAUCAUUCAGGGCAGUAUCUUCCUGCUUCCUGCCCGCUUGCUUCAUCUUAAAGGAAGAACAACUCUGCUGGCUGUUCCUCACACCAAUCCCAGUACCCUGGAACUUCUUGAGACUCUCAUUCCUUAGACUUAUCUGACUUCAUAGAUUCCCCGUCCUGCUUAGCUGUCAGUUUACUUCAGCGUUUUUAAGAGCCCAUGCAGGGCAGUUGCCAGCACCAGGCACAGACCAUUACCACGACCAGCCUUGUUCCCAGUGGUUCUGUACCAUCCUCCAGCUCUGUGCAGCUCACAGGUACUGCACUCUCAAUAGCCUUCCAGCCUGGUGGCACUGACUGUUACCCCCCUGCUCCAUAGUUCAGCCAACCAGAACAAAUGGGUUUUUUCCUGCUUACAUCUCUUUGACAGUACCCAGCAAUGGAGGAUAUCUGCCUAAGUCACAAACCAGAAAUCCCCAUUCAGAUUUGGGCAGAAGCAUCUUUGCCACAAUGUGGUACCCUGCUUCAUUUGGAGACUUCAUAAAAACCAGUUUGAAACGCUCAACCCCUUCCAGGCUUAAGCACUUCAGACAUAAGAGAGCACAGGCUAACGAGAAGCAGCUACCUGCAAUUGAAAUCCAGCUGUAGAUUUAAAUUCAACUUGUCUAUUCAGUAUUCAGGGAACUUUCCAGACGAAAUGAGCCUUUACCUGCAACUUGUUUUGGUAACAGCCCACACUGCUGCCCAGGCUCAAUGAAAUCCACCUAUUCCAUAGCAGAGCCUGGAUGGCAGUACAGCAGUACAGCAGUACAGCAGUACUUCACACAUCACGGGCAGUUAUUCUGAAUGGCCACAAAAUAAAAAUAUUUACCAAAAAAGAAACAUCCCCCCUCCCCCCCCAAAAAAAGUGUCCAAUUCUUUUAGUGGAUUUGUUAACGCUGUGAGGUAACUAACAAUUAAUAAUUGGGUUGCAGCAUUGUACAGAUUAACUGGGCCUCCCAGAUCCUCCCUGGUAAAGUAGCAGCUGAACCAAAAAUCCAUCACACAAGCUUCAGAUCCUCCCCCUUGUCUCUAAAGCCAGGCCGUGCAUACAAAAGAUACUUCACAUAGGGAAGUUUUGAUAAAGACAGAUAAACUGACCCUGUACCUCCCAGGACCUGUGGUGAACAGGCAGGAAUGCUGCGCAGAGCCGAGCCCAUGGCUGGCUGCUGGCUGAGGCAGCCCCACACGCUGCUGGCACUGAGCACAGUGACGCUCCCUGCGGGGCUCAGCGGUGUCAGCCACAAACCUCACUGUGCUGCUGAACGGCACCUGCUGACACCUGAUCACUGUGCAUGGAAGUGCCCUGUACCAGAACUUCCUUUUUCCACUGAAAACACAGAAAGCACUUACGUGAAACCAUUUGAAGUGAAAUGCAGGAAAACCUUUAAGGAGGAAGCCAGUCAAGGACAGAAACAUUACUUUUUAAUGCUGAACUUCGAGCCUGUAAACUUGCCAGGGGUAAAGGCAGAAGCAGUGACACGCAGCUGGUGAUGAUGCAAACUGCAGCAGAUCCUCAGCAUCACUCCAUUGCUCUCUAUCCCGGCUCUCUGCACCAUCUCCCUCCUCCCAAACACAGGCACAAAACAUCACAACUGUCAGCAGAAACAUUCCUCCUUUUUCUCGUGCUCAGUUCACGUCUUUGGGAAAGCCCAACUUGUUACUGAGUUGUUGGAAUAAUUUGCUGUGGAUUUCUGAAUGCUCCAAAUUCCUUUAAGUUAUACAGUACAGUUUUAUUUUCGCAGGUCUGCUAUUAAACUAUCCUGAUUGUUUCCCCUGCCCUGACAGUGUUACUUUCUACUGCCACAUUGUAUGUGGCCAGGAGUAGUGCAGAAGGAACGCGGUAGCAUUACGUGUGCUUUAAACACUGAGAUAUAAAGAAAAAUGCAUAUACAAAGUUUUACUUUCCUAAUAGGAACACUGGCAUUAGCAAACAGCAUAUUUGAACCGAUAGGAAAUAUUACUUUGUAGUAGCAAACACUUUGUAAAUAAAAACUUGUUAUUUUUUUAAUGGAAA
This is a messenger RNA of Coturnix japonica (Japanese quail), 7796 nucleotides long. RefSeq names its product transcription factor Dp-2 (gene TFDP2). Gene Ontology annotation, molecular function: DNA-binding transcription factor activity, RNA polymerase II-specific; RNA polymerase II transcription regulatory region sequence-specific DNA binding. Gene Ontology annotation, biological process: regulation of cell cycle; regulation of transcription by RNA polymerase II. NCBI's taxonomy places the organism in Eukaryota, Metazoa, Chordata, Aves, Galliformes, Phasianidae. The record is from RefSeq and is a predicted model, not a curated record. Gene Ontology annotation, cellular component: nucleus; transcription regulator complex.